Messenger RNA from Triticum turgidum subsp. durum (durum wheat), 468 nucleotides. The record is from the annotation of a GenBank genome assembly. Lineage: Eukaryota; Viridiplantae; Streptophyta; Magnoliopsida; Poales; Poaceae.
AUGGGCAUCGUGGACGUGGUGUCGGAGUACUGCUCGCUGCCGCGGGGUCGGCGGCACAUGAAGAAGCGGAAGCAGUUCCAGACGGUGGAGAUGAAGGUCCGCAUCGACUGCGAGGGCUGCGAGCGCAAGGUCAAGAAGGCCCUCGACGACAUGAAAGGCGUGAGCUCGGUGGAGGUGACGCCGAAGCAGAACAAGGUGACGGUGACGGGGUACGUGGAUCCGGCCAAGGUGAUGCGCCGGGUGGCGUACAAGACCGGCAAGCGGGUGGAGCCGUGGCCCUACGUGCCGUACGACGUGGUGGCGCACCCCUACGCCCCGGGGGCCUACGACAAGCGCGCGCCCGCCGGCUACGUCCGCAACGUCAUGAGCGACCCCUCCGCCGCGCCGCUCGCCAGGGCCUCCUCCACCGAGGCCAGGUACACCGCCGCAUUCAGCGACGAGAACCCCAACGCAUGCUCCGUCAUGUAG